CAAUAAACUUAUACUACAUAAAAGCAAAAGAAUAAAAAAAAAAAAAAGAGAUAGAAAGUUGCAAUGGGUACACGGUUUUGCUCAAUUCAUAUGUUGAGUUAUAGUGUUAAACCAAAAAUGCCAAUCUUCCAUCCUUCAAGAAGAUCAUCAAAGACUCACAAAAUGUCUACUUUCUCGCUUUGUUAUUCACAAAAUGAGAGAAGGUCGGCUAAUUAUGAAUCCACCAUAUGGUCUUUUAACUUCCUUCAGUCCUUUAAUAAUAAUAAUGCGGAUGAACUAUAUAAAGACCAGGCAAAGAAGCUAGAAGAGGAGGUGAGACGUACGAUGAAGGAUACAGAUAUUGAAUCAUUAGGCGUACUUGAAAUGAUUGAUGACAUCCAACGGUUAGGUUUGGGUCACCGCUUCCGAGAUGAUAUAAACACAAUCCUGGCGAGAGUUUCAUGUAAUGAAAAUGAACGCAAGUAUCUCUAUCAUUCUGCUCUCCGCUUCAGGCUUCUUAGACAACAUGGCUACAAUGUCUUUCAAGAUAUAUUUAGAGAUUUCAUGGAGCACAAUGAUGAUCUUAGAAGGGACACAAAAGGACUGUUAAGCUUGUAUGAAGCUUCCCAUCUCUCGUUUGAAGAAGAAGAUCUAUUAGAUCAGGCAUUAAUACAAUCAAAACUAUACCUCGAGGAAAUUAAAAAUGGUUCCGAAGCAAAAUUGGAAAUUAUUGAGAGCAUCAGCCAUGCUCUUGAGCUUCCACUGCACAGAAGAAUUGUUAUAUCGGAAUCCCGGUGGUAUAUUGAAGCAUAUAGCAAAAGAGAAGAUGCAAAUAAAUUUCUGCUUCAACUUGCCAAGUUGAAUUUCAACAUGGUGCAAUCUGUACUUCAAAGAGAUCUUAAAGACAUGUCAAGGUGGUGGAACAGUUUAGGCCUAUAAAUGGAGUGCUUCUUUUGGAGUGUUGGGAUGAUCUUUCAACCUCAAUUUAGCUCUUCUCGUAAAGGGCUAACACAAGUUGCCUCUUUCAUAACCACCAUUGAUGACAUAUAUGAUGUCUAUGGUACUUUAGACGAAUUGCAACUCUUUACGGAUGCGGUUGAAAGGUGGGAUGUAAAUGCAAUAAAAGAUCUUCCAGAUUAUAUGAAGCUAUGCUUCCUUGCUUUCUUCAACACUAUCAAUGAGAUUGCUUAUGAAAUUCUCAAAGAACAAGGACAAGAUGUCAUUCCUUAUCUUACCAAAGCAUGGGCAGAUUUAUUCAAAGCAUUCUUACAAGAAGCAAAAUGGAGUCGCUACGUAAUUAUUCCGUCAUUUGAAGAAUAUCUUGAAAAUGCAUGGCGAUCAGUAUCAGGAUCAGUUUUGUUACUUCAUGCAUAUUUUUUAAUGGGUCAGAAUAACUCAAAGGAGACACUUGAUUUCUUGAUUAAUUACCAUGAAGUUUUGCGUUGGUCAUCCAUUAUUUUCCGCCUUUCUAAUGAUUUGGGAACUUCUUCGGCGGAGAUAAUAAGAGGUGACAAUGUAAAUUCAAUUUCAUGCUACAUGAAUGAAAAUGGAGUUUCUGAAGAGCAAGCUCGUGAAUAUAUAAGAAACUUGAUAGAUAAAGCAUGGAAGAAGAUCAAUCGGUACCAAGCCGAUGAUGCGAGUCCGUUUACAAAGCUUUUUAUUGAAAUUGUAAUAAAUCUUUGCAGAAUUUCACAAUUCACAUACCAACAUGGAGAUGGCCAUGGAGCUCCUGAUGCCAAUUCAAAAAAGAAAGUAUUGUCAUUAAUAAUUGAACCUAUAUUAAUAGAAUAAAUAUAAAUGGGUUAGAAUGUAGAAUGUACUAUAAAUAAUUCUUAAUAGUUAAUCUAUAUGAGACCGAUGUAUUUAGGAAUUGAAAUUAAAAGAGGAAAAUGUAAUAUUUUUCUAUAUGAUUUGUAAGAGAUACUCUGAUCAUGUUGAUAAUCAAGUUCUAGCUCCUGCAAAGGUCUACUAGUA
This is a messenger RNA of Mercurialis annua (annual mercury), 1953 nucleotides long. RefSeq names its product probable terpene synthase 12. Gene Ontology annotation, molecular function: magnesium ion binding; terpene synthase activity. The record is from RefSeq and is a predicted model, not a curated record. Gene Ontology annotation, biological process: diterpenoid biosynthetic process. Lineage: Eukaryota; Viridiplantae; Streptophyta; Magnoliopsida; Malpighiales; Euphorbiaceae.